This is a messenger RNA of Closterium sp. Naga37s-1, 3636 nucleotides long. The record is from the annotation of a GenBank genome assembly. NCBI's taxonomy places the organism in Eukaryota, Viridiplantae, Streptophyta, Zygnematophyceae, Desmidiales, Closteriaceae.
AUGAGGGUAAGAGUGAAUCGGUACUGGGCGCUGCAAUACCAGUGGCAGCAGCAGAAGGGAGGAGGAAGGGAGAAGAGGGCGUGGAGGGCCCGCGAGAGGAGAAGGAAGGCAGUGAGUAAGGGUGAGAGGAAGAGCGAAAAGGUACUGGACGCUGCAACGCCAGCAGCAGCAGCAGCAGCAGCAGCAGAAGCGGGAGAAGCAGCAGCACGAGCAGGCACAGCAGACGCGGUGGAGGGUUUGGGGAAAGCAACGGGCAAGAAGACAAAGAGGAAGGCAGGGAGUAAGGCGGUUGGUACGGCUGAACCAGCAGGUGCAGUUGACGCAGCAACGCCUGGUGCAGCAGCAGAGUCAGCAGAAUCAGCAGAAUCAGCGGUUUCAGGAGCAGCAGCAGCAGCAGCAGCAGCAGCAGAGGCAGAAGUAAGCAGAGUGUCGCUCACUCCCACUGCUCUGGGUGCAAAUGCGGUCUAUACCACUACUACUAGUGCUGGUGGUGUUGGUGGUGCUAGUGGUAGGGCCACUCGUGCAAGCAGAAGGGAGGAGGUGGAGCGAUGGCUGGUCGUGGUGGAAUCCCCCUCCAAAGCCCGCACAAUUCAGGGUUACCUCCAGCAUUUAGCCUCUGAUCCCGAGCCCCCCUUAAGCCUCGUUACAGCAGGAGCAGCAGAGGGAGUAGCAGCAGGAGGAGCAGUAGGAGCAACAGGAGGCACAGGGGGAGUGAGGGGGAGGAGGAGAGAGUUUUCGGUGCUGGCGACGCAUGGGCAUGUGAGGGAUGUGCCUAAUAAAGUGGAUGCUGUCUCCCCUGAAGCUGACUUCGCCAUUGACUGGCGAAUCCUACCCCAGGCCGUGCCGCACUUCCGAGCCAUUGCUCUGGCCGCCUUUAGCCAUUGCUUUGGCCGCAUUCAGGCUGUGCGGCACUCCCGAGGGAUAGCCCUUGAAGCCUUUAGGGGGCUGCUGCUGCUCAAGGGGGCUGCUGCUGCUGCUGACUUCCCGUUCUCCUCUCUCCCUCAACCCAGGUUACAAGGAGUUGUGCUUGCUACAGACGCAGACAGGGAGGGGGAGGCGAUCGUGUGGCACGUGUACCAGCUGCUCAAGGGGGCUGCUGCUAGUGGUGCUGGCAUUGGCCUCCUCUCUUCCCGCUUCAUUUACUCCUCCUCUCUCCCCUUGCAGAUCUCAGGGAGUGGUAUUGGCAACAGACGCGGACAGGGAGGGGGAGGCGAUCGCGUGGCACGUGUACCAGCUGCUCAAGGGGGCUGCUGCAGCAAGGAGGAGGGCAGAGGCGCAGCAGCGGGAGAAGGAGCAGCGGAGAGAGAAGAUGGUGCAGCAGAACCUCAAGGGGGCUGCUGCGGCGAGGAGGAGAGCAGAGGUGCAGCAGAGGGAGAAGGAGCAGCGGAGAGAGAAGAUAGUGCAGCAGGGGCUGCUGCGGCGAGGAGGAAAGCAGAGGCGCAGCAGAGGGAGAAGGAGCAGCGGAGAGAGAAGAUGGUGCAACAGGCUGUUCUUAUAGAGGAGCAAUUGGCAGCAGAGGCACAGGAGGCAGCAGAGGAGGAAGGCGCGGUGCUACAAGGUGCAGAGGGGUGGGAGGGGGAAUCCGACCUGUUCUCCACUGGAGCUGCUGCUGCAGAGUCGAACCUGUCGAUUCCCGAAGCAGGAGGGUCGGAGGGAUUAGAGGGGCCGUCUAUUAACGCUGGUGGUGGUGUGGGUGGGUUGCAAGGCGAAGGGUUGAAGCAGCAAGGAGGAGGGGAGCAUGGGGAGCAGGAGGGGGAGCACGGGUGGUUGGAGGUGGAGGAGCUACUAGGGGAGUGGCUCCUCCCGGCCGCCGGAUCUAACGGCUGCGAUCUCACGAUCCACCGAGCCACCUUCCACGAGAUCACCCCAUCCGCCGUCCUCUCAGCCCUCUCCCAUCCCCGGCUGCUCUCCCAACCCCUAGUAGACGCAUACUUUGCCCGCAGGGUUUUAGAUUUUCUCAUGGGCUUUAACCUGUCGCCUGUGCUCUGGAGGAAGCUUCCUGGGUGCAAAUCCGCAGGGCGUGUUCAGUCGGUGGCGUUGCGGUUUGUGUGCGAGAGAGAGGGCGAGGUGGCGGGGUUUAACACGCAGGAGUAUUGGACUGUGAGUGCCAUGGUGCAGGCGUGUCAAACCAAGAGUACGCUGCUUGAAAGCUCGAAAGGGCUUCUGGAAAGGAAGCUGGCAGGGAGGGGUAGAGAAGUAGGAGCAGAAGGAGGAGUGGGAGGAGGAGGAGGAAGAGAGGAAGAAGCAGGAGCAGGAGUGGGGAGUGAUGCUCCCCUGUCGUUUCCAGCUAGACUCACCCAUCUCUUUGGGGAACCUGUAGGAGCAGGGGCAGGGGGAGGAGCAGGAGCAGGAGCGAGACGAGCGAAAGAAACAAAAGAAGGGAAAGAAGCAAAAGAUGCGAAAGAAGGAAAAGAAGGGGAUGAAAAGGCAGCAGCAGCAGCAGCAGAAGUGGAGGGGGGGAUAAGGGAUGGAGAGAGGGCACUGGCAGCGGCAGUGCUGGUGGAAGGGAGUGAGCUGCAGGUGCAAGGAGUGCAUCGCUCGCAGACCAGGCGGUCUCCUUCCCCUCCUUUCACCACUUCAUCCAUGCAGCAAGAAGCCUCUUCCAAAUUGGGGUUGGUUGAGGCACCCUUUGCACUUUGUAUCUUACAGAAAGGGGGCUGUACGGUACAGGCCAACGCGUUUCUCCUGCACUUCAUGGAGCCAUAUGCCAACGCGUUUCUCCUGCACUUCAUGGAACCGUAUGUGAAUGCGGGGUUCACUGCCCAGCUGGAGUCCAAGUUUGAUGACGUGGCAGCAGGAGAGGAGGACUGGCGUCAGGUUCUCAGAACCUUCUGGACCGACUUCCAGCCGAGAGUGGAGGAAAUGCACAAGCUGUCACCGCAAGCGGUGAGUGGUGGAGAGGAGGGAGAAGGUGGGCUCGGCAGUGCAAGUGACGUUAGGCGAUGGGCUGCUGGUGGAAGCAGCAGAGACGUGCUCCCACCCAAGUCCUUCCCUUACAGCCUGCCUUCCAUGCCCUACCUUGCUGUGUACCUUCUGUUCCCUCAGGUGGGGUCGGCAGUGCAGGUCACACUAGGCGAUGGGCUGCUGGUGGAAGCAGCAGAGACCUACUCUGAAGUACUGGCCAAAGCCCGCGCUCCUGCUCUUCCCUCCUCCUCCUCCUCCUCCCCGUCCUCCUCCUCUUCCUCCUCCUCCUCGCCAUCCCAAUCAUCGGAACCAUCAUCACUCUCUGAAGCACAUGAAUCACCACCGUCGGCAUUGUCAACACCCUCACACUCCAAGACAUGCCCGAGCUGUGGCAGCGGCGAGUUAGAAUACAACUUUUCCAGCCGGGGCGUGGGCCUCUUUGUCGGCUGCUCCGCCUACCCCACAUGCCACUUUAAGGCCCGAGUGGUGGAGCAGGAGGGGAAGGCGGGAACUCUGGCCGUGGCAAUCGAUCCCGUGGCACACAUAAUAGGGGAAGAUCCAAGCACAGGGGCUAAGAUUUGGCUCAAAGUGGGUCCCUACGGAGCAUACGUUGAACGGUCGUCUUACGGCAAGGUCUCCAAAGUCAACAGAGCCUCCCUGCCUCCAGGCACCCAUCCAGACGCCGUUGACCUUCCCAAGGCUCUCGAGCUGCUCGCCUUCCCUCGGACCAUC